AUGUUCCAAUUCUCGUCAUUGGUCCAAAAGGCCCAAUCCUUUAUUGAUCCGGCCAACUUCAAUCUACCAACCAUCUCAUCCAACGAUCGCAACCCCUCCAAAGCCUCUCUCUUCCGCCAACAGUUCCGCCUCCCCGACUCUCAGAACCCGUUACAGGAAAUAACAGCUGAACUGAUUCUCGUGAUUAACCGUGGGCCCGCGUCGAAUACGCAGGGUGACCGCCCCGAUCAGCUCGGAAACCGGUAUACAGGACGUCUACAUCUGAGCGAACGGUUUAUAUGUUUUUCUACUCAGCCUACUAGCUUUUUACCAUCGGCUAGCAAUAAUGCAUCCACAGUAUUUACGGGCCAGACUCAUGGCACCGGCCCCUCAGGAAACGGCUUCACAUUCCCCCUGUGCUCGAUCCGUCGCGUGGAACGACUCAACAGUCUCAACCACGUCUUCUCGCUCGCAUUAACAACCUGGAACGGAGCUUUGAGUCCCAACGCCGCGAAAAGCUCGACUUUUGUGCCCCAAAAAUUCACUAUCCAUCUCGUUGGAAGCAGGCAGGCCUGCGAACGAUUCUGUGAUGGGCUAAGGAAAGGGUUGAGGGAGAGUAUCAAGGAGAUUGAUAGUCUGCGGUCUGUGGUUUUGGAUCAUUAUUCGGAGUAUCUUUUGACUUUACCUCCUAAGGGUAAGGAAGACCCGGAGACCCCGGCGAGACAGCCGCCUGAUGCUGGGUUGGGGAUGGUCUUUCGUUAUCCGGGAGAUGCUCGCAAACUCCGUGAUAGGAGUAAGAUGAGGUUAUGGGCUGAGUAUUUUAGAGAAAACGGUCGUAAUGCCACUUUGAUUCGACAGCCAACAUUUCAUAAGCUCAUUCGUGUGGGAUUACCCAAUCGUUUGAGAGGAGAGAUCUGGGAACUUACGUCCGGUUCUCUGUAUCUACGUUUAAGAUCUCCCACCCAUUAUGAAGAAACCCUUACCAAGUACUCCGGUCGAGAGUCAUUGGCUAUUGACGAGAUCGAAAAAGAUUUGAAUCGAAGUUUGCCGGAAUACCCGGGUUUCCAGAGUGAAGAAGGUAUAGGACGUUUGCGGAGAGUCUUAACUGCGUACAGCUGGACAAAUGAAUCAGUCGGUUACUGCCAGGCCAUGAAUAUAGUCGUCGCGGCCCUUUUAAUAUAUAUGUCAGAGGCACAAGCAUUCUUUCUUCUAUCGGUGGUCUGUGACCGGCUUCUACCCGGGUACUACUCCACAACGAUGUACGGCACUUUACUGGAUCAAAAGGUCUUUGAAUCCCUUGUCGAAAAGACGAUGCCAGUUCUUUGGGACCAUCUCGUAAAGUCCGAUGUGCAAUUGUCUGUUGUGUCCCUACCAUGGUUUCUCUCCCUUUAUAUCAACUCAAUGCCUUUGGUAUUCGCCUUUCGAGUAUUGGACGUCUUCUUCCUCGAAGGGCCAAAAGUUCUCUUCCAAGUCGGACUGGCUAUCCUACGUAUUAAUGGGGAAGAGCUUCUGGACGUACAGGACGACGGCUCGUUCAUUUCUAUUUUGAAAUCAUACUUUUCCCGCUUGGGAGACUCUGCACAUCCGCGGUCUGAAAACCCCAAGCUCAGAGCUAUUACCCGGUUCCAGGAAUUGAUGGUGGUGGCUUUCAAGGAAUUUUCUGGCAUCACUCAUAGUUCAAUUACCGAACAACGAGAGAGGCACAAGGAUGCUGUUUUGGAGAACAUUGAGAACUUUGCGAAGCGCACGUCAAUUAGGAAUCUUGGACCUGAGAGUAAGAGGCUGAGUAUGGAUGAUCUUGGCACAGUCUACGAUCGUUUUUACCAAGUACUUUAUGAUUAUGAGGGUAAACAACGACUUUUGGAACAAGAAAAGAAAAAGUUGGAAAAGAAAAAGGUUGAACGCUAUUCAGUCCUGGGUCCUCCCGUUGACGCUGAAGUUGGACGAGUUGGACUCGGUCCAAGUUCAACACAUAUGGACUACGAUGCUUUUAGGCAAUUUUUGGCAAAUACCGCCAGAUGGGCUAUUGCAGACUCGCCCAGCUCGGGUCGACACCCUUCGAUCUCUGAAAAAGACCGCAUCAACGGCAAUGACAGUAUUCGCGGCCGGAGUGCAUCGCAUUCAAAGUGGACUGAUAAUGUAGAGCCUGCUGAUCACGAGUUCAUGCAACGUCUAUAUCGCAAAUGGAACACUGAUGAUGAUAAUGGGCUGAGUCUGCAGAAUGUUGUUAUUGGAUUGGCCAAGUUGAAAGGCACACGCGACAUUAUGAAUUCGAUAAAUUAUUUCUUUGAUCUUUAUGACGACAAUGGCGACGGCAAAGUAGAUCGUGAAGGAAUCUUAAGGAUCUCAGAAGCGCUUCUUUUCCUGUCGCGCAGAGGUUUUGAUGGAGCGCUGAGCCCCAGUGAGACGAUGGAAAAUCUUGCAGAUGCAGGCCUGGUAGCUGAACAGCGUGACAAAGUCAAGAUGAGCGUGGAUGAGCGCUUCCUCGGAAGUGUCAGUUCCUUCAUUCGGCGAUGCUUUGAGUAUGCAGAUCCAAGCCACCCACAAAACCAGAAACAAAGCGGUCAACCUACCGAAGUCGAUAAUGCUGCUAGCAAGUUGGAUGCAUUCUCUAUUGGCGACGAUGACGAUGAAGAGGACUUAAUCGAGGUAGAGGAGAACAAAUCACCUGAAAGACUUUCGCCUCCUCAAACACCCGUCACGACAGGAGACACGGCGUUGCCUAUCAACUCGCCAUCCGGUCGCUCAGAAGCGGCAAAUGCAGCGCUCGAUCCCAAUAACCCAUUACAUAUCACCCUGCCUACGUUUAGGAUGGUGGUCCUCGCGGACGAGCUUUUGGAGCAAUUCUUCGAGACGUUCUUCCCGCAAUCGUUCCAUCUGUCAGAUCGCCCUAAUCCAGCUUCGUUGACAGCAUCCACAUCACUAUCAUCAAAUCUUACUACCUUCUCCAAUAUCGGCGCCGCCGGACGGUCUACCCUAGGCGCCAUCUCAGGAGCAACUGUUGCCGGUGCUUCAGGCGGAAUUGUUCCGCCUAACAAAGGCCUCCGCGGUGUCUUGGACAACAUUGUCAGUGACGGAAUGCGCAUGGCCGCCGAAGUGCGCAAAAAGAUGGAGGAGGCCCAACGCGAAAUGGAGCGUAACGCACUUGGACGUGCUGACGAAGAGGACGAUGAAGAAGACGAUGACGGUAGGAGCCUUGCUUCUUCCGCUGCCAUGGUUGGGGGGAUCUCUAGCUGGGGCGCUGGUGCAUACGGCAUUGACCCUGAACGACGCAGUGUUCGCGACCGAGAUCGAGAUUUACUUGAAGGUGCCGAAGCGGAAGCCGUGCUUGACGGUAAAGAGUCCCAUCAACCGUCCCAAGAGGCUCGACAACAUACACCGUCACCAGCUCCGCAUGAUAAAUUACCAGAUGACAGCGUGAGCAGAGUCGAAUUCAAUGCCUAG
Talaromyces marneffei is the source of this 3423-nucleotide messenger RNA. RefSeq lists its product as uncharacterized. The record is from RefSeq and is a predicted model, not a curated record. The coding region runs from base 1 to 3423 and encodes 1140 amino acids. Lineage: Eukaryota; Fungi; Ascomycota; Eurotiomycetes; Eurotiales; Trichocomaceae. The transcript is spliced from 3 exons.